GGAGAGUUUCUUGUGUCUCACGUGUCAAAACUUUAGUAAAACUGUUUGGCAAGUUUUAGAAGAGAGAAUAUCAAAUCAAAACGACUAAUGAAGAAAGGGGUAAAAUUCAGUUUUUGUUUUUAUUAGUGAAUUCUGUUCACUGUUCAGUUCUAGUGGUCGUGGCUGUGAUUGUCUAGUGGUCGGUACUCUGCGUUGUGAUGGCAGUAACUCUGGGUCUCAGCACGCCCAGUUUACGUUUUAAAGAAAGUCAUUGCUUUCAAAGUACAAUCAAUAUCAAAGAAGAAUGCAAAGGAGUAAACAUUAAAUAACUAGAGAUGAAUGUGGAGGGAAAUGCAUGUCCCUUAAUUGUAUUUUAGUGAAUGAGGUUAAUUACCUCCCAGGGUGACAUCAUGCAGUAUUUCCUGCAGAACAACCAGAAGAUCUGCAUUCCACAGCUUCACUCCUCCUCCUCCUCCUCCUCCUCCUCCUCCUCCUCCCUGGCUGUAGGUGAGUGUUUAGGUCACAGACACUGAGCCGUCCACUGGCCUGGACUCACAACAGAGAGAAUUACAAGGAAGCAUCAAUGAAACCGAGAGAAGCUUGAACUACGAGGUGGGGCAGAGCCGGGCCAUGGAGCUGAAGGUGUGGGUGGAGGGCGUGGUCAGAGUGGUGUGCGGCCUGUCACUGAACACGCCCUGUCAGGAUGUGGUCAUAGCUCUUGCACAAUCAAUCGGUCAGACAGGUCGAUACAUUCUCAUCUCCAAGCUUCGAGGGAACGAGAGACACUUGGUUGCAGAUGACUGUCCCCUGCAGCAUCUGGCUCAGCUGGGACAGCUGGCGGCUGAGGUCCAGUUCAUUCUGAGGAGGACAGGCCCCAGCCUCAGUGAGGGACAAGACACACCGAGCAGUAAGAGACGUCUUCCCCUGCUAAUACCGUCAGAACCAGAGCCCAUCAAGCACAAGUUGCCACAAAAGGCUCUGACCUUCAAUCUGGGUCCUUCAACAAUAGCCAGGAGGACUAAACCAAACGGGGCCUGGUCUCCUUCACCCAGAGCUUCACCCGAACCACAGACGUCUCCGGUCUCUUUCCUUGAGCUUCCUCCUAGUUCUGUGAAGGCUCUUUCCUCGCACUCCUACAAAGAGGAUGUGUUUAAUCAGAUUCUGCAGCAACAAAGGAGACUAGAGGACCUGGAGAUUCAGCUCCAAGCUUUGGAGAGAGAGUCGGACUCAUGGGAGCAGAAGAUUUCAUCUGCUGUGGUUCCAAGUCAGAGUCUAAACCUCCCAGAACUACUGGAAGAACUGGAGCAGCAGCUGAGGCAGAACGAGGAGGAGCUGAGGCUCGGAGAGAGGUUGGAAGAACAGUUCCAGGCUGAGAUGGAAAGAGAACGAGACGUGCACAGACGUCUGCAACAGAUACACUCGUCCAUGGAGGAGCAAAGUUAUGAGAUGAGGGAAAUCCAAACCCAUUCUGCACAUCUGGAAAAGGACCUGCAGCUCAGAGCCCACAGACAGAGUCCUCAACUAGGGACUCCGCUACCAGAGGAAGCACUGAGGUCCCUGAACCAGGAGCUUCACAACCGCCUGCAGCUGGGAGAGGAACUGGAUGCAACGUUGUCAAAGACAGAGAGGGCGCUACAGUCUGCAGAGAAAAGGGUAAAGGACAGACGGGAGACCCUCGAGGAUCUGAACAAGGAGCUGAGACAGUGUAACCUGCAGCAGUUCAUCCAGCAGACUGGAUCUGGAGCUCCAUACACAGACCAGAUGAACUCUCUGACCAUCGGUGAAGUUUACCUCAGCAACGCUGGUAUCAUGGAGUAAUCAGUCGAGAUGCUGUUCCUGCACGUGAUCCUCCGCUGCAGCGUCCAUUUAUAAAAGUCAAACAUGAAAUAUGAAGAAGAUUUAACUGUCAAUGAAAGAAAGUUUCAUCCUCACGGAUCAUAUGAAGAAAUAAAUGCAGCAGAACAGACUGAAACUGUAUUUAAUGUGAACUUAAAGUAAGAGAGACAAUAUCCACUUUUGAAGAAGUUCAGAUAAAAAUAAAAUGCAGGAGCACUGUGACUGCAGGACAUGGACUAGAAGAAUAACAUGAUGAAUAAGUCAGAAACCUUUAACACCGUCCAUACUCUGCUGUAUAUGUGUGUGAUGAGCCAGUGAAAACUAAAUUAAUCUUUAACGUUGUCUACCUGUCACUUUAAUUCUGUAUUGGAGUUCAAUGCAAUUCGUAUUAUAUAUUUGUUAUUUUUUGUAUCUAAACACAAUGCAUGUAUUAGUUUUAACACAAUUAAAGCUCAUGUGAAGCAGCUGCUUGUCUUUGCUCCACCAGAGGACGCCAAAGCUUCAUUCUACCCUGUGUGUUUCUUGUAAAUAAAGAAAUCAGAACUCUG
Mugil cephalus (flathead mullet) is the source of this 2363-nucleotide messenger RNA. RefSeq names its product ras association domain-containing protein 7-like. Gene Ontology annotation, biological process: signal transduction. The record is from RefSeq and is a predicted model, not a curated record. The transcript has 5 exons. Bases 610 to 1797 code for a protein of 395 amino acids. NCBI's taxonomy places the organism in Eukaryota, Metazoa, Chordata, Actinopteri, Mugiliformes, Mugilidae.